Messenger RNA from Oncorhynchus nerka (sockeye salmon), 7713 nucleotides. Its product is annotated as proteasome activator complex subunit 4B-like. Gene Ontology annotation, molecular function: peptidase activator activity; proteasome binding. The record is from RefSeq and is a predicted model, not a curated record. Gene Ontology annotation, biological process: proteasomal ubiquitin-independent protein catabolic process. Lineage: Eukaryota; Metazoa; Chordata; Actinopteri; Salmoniformes; Salmonidae. Gene Ontology annotation, cellular component: cytosol; spermatoproteasome complex; nucleus. The transcript is spliced from 44 exons.
AUGGGCCUCUGUACGCCUAUGUACAUACGGCUGUACGGCAGGAAGUUCAGCAAGGAGGACCAUGUGCUGUUCAUCAAGCUGCUGUACGAGUUGAUCACCAUCGACAAGCUGGAGAUCAGUAUGAUGCAAGGCCUAGCCCGGCUACUCAUCAACCUCCUCAAAAAAACAGAGUUGCUGUCGCGUGAGGACCUGGAGUUGCCUUGGAGACCACUGUACGAGCUGCAAGACAGGAUCCUCUACUCAAAGACCGAACACCUGGGCCUCAACUGGUUCCCCAAUUCUCUACGGCCUCGUGCUUCCUCUAAACACGUAAUGAUAAAAUUGUUUCAGAGGUGCUCGGUGGAAAAUGUUCUGAAGACACUUGUGAAAAGCUGCAGACCGUAUUUUCCGGAGUCGGCCACCCAGGAGAUGUUGGAGGAGUGGCGUCCACUGCUCUGUCCAUUUGACGUGACCAUGCAGAGAGCAAUAGGAUACUUAGAGCUCUUCCUCCCCACCACCCUACCCCCAGAGCUGCACCACAAGGGCUUCAAGUUGUGGUUUGAUGAGCUCAUCAGCUUGUGGGUGGCAGUACAGAACCUUCCAGGUUGGGAGGUGCAUCUUGUCAACCUGUUUGCCCGCUUGGCCAACGACAACAUUGGCUACAUUGACUGGGACCCAUAUAUACCCAAGAUCUUCACCAGAGUGCUGCGGAGUCUGAACCUCCCAGUGGGGACCAGUCAGAUGCUGGUUCCCAGAUACCUGACAAACGCCUACGAUGUCGUACACGUGGUCCUCUGGGUCUCCGCUUUACUGGGAGGCCCCAGUAAACAAGCCCAGGCACAGCUCCGUGGCCUUUUCAACAGCAUCACGUCUUUCUUCCACCCAUCCAACCAUGGACGCUGGCUGAUGAAGUUGAUGAAGCUGCUGCAGCGCCUCCCGGCCAGCGUGGUAAGACGGCUCCACCGCGAGCGCUACCGGAAGCCCACGUGGCUCACUCCUGUACCGGACAGCCACAAGUUGACGGAGGCAGACAUCACGGCGUUCGUGGAGAGUAUGAUGCAGCCGGUGCUGCUGGCCAUGUUCAGUAAGACGGGCAGUCUGGAUGCUGCUCAGGCCUUGCAGAACCUGGCCCUCAUGAGACCUGAACUUGUCAUACCACCAGUGCUGGAAAAAACCUACCCUGCUAUGGAGACCCUGACAGAACCCCACCAGCUGACUGCCACCCUGAGCUGUAUGAUCGGCGUGGCUCGCAGCCUGGUGUCUGGGGGACAGCGCUUCCCUGAGGGCCCCACACACAUGCUGCCCCUCCUCAUGAGGGCUCUGCCCGGUGUUGACCCCAAUGACUUCAGCAAGUGCAUGAUAACAUUCCAAUUCAUUGCUACGUUUGUUACUCUUGUGCCUUUGGUGGACUGUUCCUCUGCUGUUCAUGAAAGGAGCGACCUGACAGAGGUGGAGAGAGAGAUGUGCUCAGCCUCGGCAGAGUUUGAGGACUUUGUUCUUCAGUUCAUGGACAGGUGUUUUGCCCUGAUAGACAGCAGUACUCUAGAGCAGACCAGAGAGGAGACCGAGACCGAGAAGAUGACCCAUCUGGAGAGCCUGGUGGAGCUGGGACUAUCUUCUACCUUCAGCACCAUCCUCACACAGUGCUCUAUAGACAUCUUCAAGGUGGCUCUGGAGAAGGUCUUCAUCUUUGCCACCACCAACAUCUUUGAGACUCGUGUGGCUGGCAGGAUGGUGGCUGACAUGUGCAGAGCAGCCUCCAAGGUUCACCCUGCACAGUCUUUAAAGCUUUUGGUACCACACUGCUGCAAUGCCAUAAACCAGCUCACUGUCAAUGAGGAGGUGUUGAGUGAGGAGGAACUGGAUAAGGAGUUACUAUGGAACCUUCAGCUACUGUCAGAGGUGACUCGUGUGGACGGGGACAAGAUCCUCCCCUACAGCACCCAGCUGGUUCAGAUCCUGCAGCUGACCCUCCACCUGAAGUGUAAACAGGGCUACACCCUGGCCUGUAACCUGCUGCAUCAUAUCCUGAGGUCUACAGCUCUCAUCUACCCCACAGAGUACUGCAGUGUACCAGGAAGCUUUCAGCAGCCCACACAGGACUACCUGCCCAUCAAGGACUGGGGUCGUCCGGGGGACCUGUGGAACCUUCACAUCCAGUGGCACGUCCCCAGUGUGGAGGAGACCAGAUUUGUGUUCUAUGUUCUGGACCUGAUCUUACAGCCAGAGCUGCUGCGACUGCAGAGAUACGCCCAGGGGGAACGGGACAUGACCAGGGAUGACGUCCUACAGAGUUUGUCUAUCGUACAGCACUGCCUUCUGGGAGCAGGAAGUCUGUUUCCACCGCUGCGAGGAGAGCCCAUCCCAGAACUGGUUACUAGCAUGGUGAAUCUGGGUGAGACCAACCUCUUCACAGGAGUGUCCUAUGAUGUGUCCAGAGAGAACUACAGAGAUGCUAUCUGUAGAGUGAUGAGGCAGUUGCUACAUCACAUUCUGGAACACUCCGAGGACGACACAAAGUCUCUAUUCUCCAUCAUCAAGAUCAUCAGUGACCUGCUACACUUCAAAGGCUCCCAAAAACACGAGUUUGACUCUCGCUGGAAGAGCUUCAACCUGGUCAAGAAGUCCAUGGAGAACAGGCUUCAUGGCAGGAAGCAGCACAUCAGAGCCCUACUGAUCGACAGAGUUAUGCUACAGCAUGAGCUUCGUAAGCUAACAGUGGAGGGGUGUGAGUACAGGAGUAUCCACCAGGAACUGAUGAGGGAUCUGCUGAGGCUAUCCACCAGCACCUACAGUCAGGUGCGUAGCCGGGCUCAGAGUGUGCUGUUCACGGCUCUGGGAACCUAUAACUUCUGCUGCAGGGACGUGAUCCCCCGUGUGCUGGAGUUCCUGGAACCAGACCGCUCUGACGUCACACAGCAGCAGUUCAAAGGUGCCUUAUACUGUCUCUUGGGGAACCACAGUGGGGUGUGCCUGGCCAACCUGCACGACUGGGACUGCAUCACCCUGACCUGGCCUGCCAUCGUCCGCUCAGGACUCAGCUCAGCUAUGUCCCUGGAGAAGCCCUCCAUCGUCCGCCUGUUCGACGACCUCGCUGACAAGAUCCACCGCCAGUACGAGACCAUCGGCAUAGACUUUGCUAUCCCAUCAGAAUGCCGUGCGGUGGCGGUGCAGCUCCAGACCUCUGGUGUUCCUCUGCCCCCGGAACCUGUCCCCUCAGACCAAGAAGAAGCAGAGGGCCUCAGGAAGCAGGAGGAGAAGAACUUAGACUCUGAACAGAAAUAUGACAAGCUGGUUGGUGAACUUCUGGACCGCCUCAAUGACAGAAACAUGCCCUGGAAGUUUGAGCACAUUGCCAUUGGCUUCAUGUCUCUGUUACUGAGGGAUGACCACCCCCUCCCCUCCCCCGCUGUCCUUUUCUUCGUCAAGAGCCUCAACCAUGACUCCCUCCUGGUCCGCAAGGUGGCGAUAUCAGCUGUUGCAGGGAUCAUGAAGCAACUCAAGAGGCCACACAGAAAAGUACCAGUCAGCCCCAACACGCUCUGUGGUAUGAAAGAGCUGGCUGGUUUGAUAGCAGGGGACAGGCCUGAUAACCAGUGGCUCCAGUAUAACAGUAGCAGUCUGCCUCGUACCCAGCAGGACUGGGAGGGCUGUACGUUUGUAGAGAAGACCCACUGGGGAUACUACAGCUGGCCACAGAAACUCAUGAUGUACGCUCCUGAGGAGCAGCCCAAACAAGGACUGACCAGGGAGGAGAUGACAGAGCGAGAGCAGAUCAUCUAUGACCACUUCUCAGAUCCAGGAUUCAUCAACCAACUGAUUGAGUUCCUCUCUCUGGAGGACCGCAAGGGCAAGGACAAGUUCAGUCCCCGCAGGUUCUGCCUUUUCAAGGGCCUGUUCCGGAACUUCAACGAUGCCUUCCUGCCCCUGUUGAAACCACACAUGGAGCGUCUGGUGGCCGACACACAUGAGAGCAAACAGCGCUGUGUAGCAGAGAUCACCUCUGGACUGAUCAGAGGCAGCAAGCACUGGAGCUAUGGCAAGGUGGAGAGUCUGUGGGAGCUGCUGUGUCCUCUGAUCCGUACAGCUCUGAACAACAUCACUGUAGAAACAUACGCUGACUGGGGCACCUGCAUCGCCACAGCCUGUGAGAGCAGAGACCCCAGGAAACUCCACUGGUUGUUUGAAAUGCUGAUGGAAUCUCCAGUCAACGGGGAGGGGGGAUCCUUCGUAGAUGCCUGUCGUUUGUAUAUUCUGCAGGGAAGCCUGACUCGGCAGGAGGGUUAGAUUCAUGAAUUAACUAAACUAAAGGUGUUAAUCUCCCUCUGCCUCCUCUUUCGCUCUCUUUCCUCUCUCUUCUCCAGCGUCCUCACCUACAUCUUCAUGAUAGACGUCAACCUGCCGUACACCCAGCCCACGGCCUCGCCCCACAUCAAGGAGUUCACAGAGCGCAUACUGCUGCGCCUCAAACCCCUGACGGAGGGGGACGAGGAGAUCCAGAACCACGUGGUAGAGGAGAACGAUGUGGGGGAGCAGGAUGAGAGGACACAGGCCAUCAAACUACUGAAGACAGUACUCAAGUGGCUGAUGGCCAGUGCUGGACGCUCCUUCUCCACGGCCGUUCCAGAGCAGCUCCAGUUGCUACCCCUGCUGUUCAAGAUCGCUCCGGUGGAGAAUGAUGACAGUUAUGAUGAGCUGAAGAGGGAUGCAAAGACCUGUCUGUCUCUGAUGUCCCAGGGACUACUCUACACAGAGCAGAUACCACUGGUCCUGCUGGCCCUGCAAGAGAUAGCGGGUAGCAGUUCGUGGCAUGCUCGCUACACGGUGCUGACGUACCUACAGAUCAUGGUCUUCUACAACCUGUUCACCUUUAUGAGCGACCAGGGAGCUGUCAACGACGUCAGAGCACUGGUCAUACGCCUGCUGGAGGACGAGCAGCUGGAGGUGAGGGAGAUGGCUGCCACCACUCUGAGCGGUUUCCUUCAGUGUAACUUCCUGUCCAUAGAGGGCCCCAUGCAGAGCCACUUCGAGGCCCUCUGUAAGACCCGCCUACCCAAGAAGAGGAAGAGGGAGCUGGGCUCCGUGGUGGACACCAUCCCCUCUGGAGAUCUAGUGAGGCGACAUGCUGGAGUGUUAGGUCUGAGUGCCUGUAUCCUGUCCAGCCCCUACGAUGUUCCCAGCUGGAUGCCCCAGCUACUGAUGAACCUGAGUGUCCACCUCAAUGACACACAGCCCAUUGAGAUGUCUGUGAAGAAGACCCUGUCUAACUUCCGGCGGACUCAUCAUGACAACUGGCAGGAACACAAACAGCAGUUCACUGACGACCAGCUGCUGGUUCUGACCGACCUGCUUGUCUCUCCCUGCUACUAUGCCUAGAUACCUGGGCCCUGGUACAACUUUCAGAUGGAGAUAAUGUUUUCUUAAACGGAGGAAUGACACCCUGAAUGCCCUCUUUGAGCCACUCAACAGUUCCUUGCUCUGUUAUUAGUCUGGGAAAGCCUCAAACUGAACAGAACAGGGCCGUAUUCACAAAGCGUCUGAGUACAAUUGCUGAUUUAGGAUCAGUUUUGCCUUUCAGAUCGUAUUGAAUACCAUUAUAUGGACAUGGCGACCUGAUCCUGGAUCAGCAGCGCUACUCUGAGACGCUGUGUGACUUCCAGAACAGACGAGCCUGCAUGAGGGGAGACGGGCCUCACUUUCAGGUCCCUGCCCUCUGACCAGACCAACGGACGACACCUGGGUCAUUUUCACUAGGCACCAAACAUAAUGAAACGAGGAGGAACUACCUGGAUGUUUCCUUAGGAAAAGGUUUUUGCUACGUUGUGCCGUAACGAAUACAACCCUGUACCCUGAGGACCUUGGGGAGGGGGGGAAUAUGCAUACGUAAUGGGUGGAUGGAAUGGAUGGAGUUGUGUAUUUGUUUUUAGCGCUCAUUUACAUUUCUACUAUACUUAAUAUUUAAGGAUAAACCAUAGCAUGGGUGAUUGAUCUGCACUUUGUAAUAUUACUGUAAUAUUACUGUACAGUUGAUUUAUCUUGUUCUUCUCGUGUGUGUGUGUGUGUGUGUGUGUGUGUGUGUGUGUGUGUGUGUGUGUGUGUGGAAUGCUUGAUGAAGAUACCUGCAGGUUUCCCUCGAUUGCUGGUCCAAGUUGUAGUGCGUGUUCCCCCAUUAGUGCACCACUACGCCUUAGGACCAGAGCUAGUUUUCCCCCGUAAUAUUGCUCUCAAUACAACAGCCCCUCAAUGUUAUCAACUCUGCACCAACUAACUAUAUUAUCCCACUAGAGCAAGGCUCUCUAGUCCUGUUCCUGGGGAGCUGCUGUCCUGUAGGUUUCACUAUGACCCUAAUCUAGCACACCUGAUUCUAAAAACGAUGUGGUUGAUCAGCUGAGUUAAGAUAGUUACAACUGGGGUUGGAGUGAAAACCUACAGGAGGCUAGCUCCCCAGGAACAGGGUUGAAGUGAAAACCUACAGGAGGCUAGCUCCCCAGGAACAGGGUUGAAGUGAAAACCUACAGGAGGCUAGCUCCCCAGGAACAGGGCUGGAUUGAAAACCUACAGGAGGCUAGCUCCCCAGGAACAGGGCUGGAUUGAAAACCUACAGGAGGGUAGCUCUCCAGGAACAGGAUUGGAUUGAAAACCUACAGGAGGGUAGCUAUCCAGGAACAGGGUUGGAGUUAAAACCUACAGGAGGGUAGCUCUCCAGGAAACAGGGUUGGAGAGCCCUGCUCUAGAGGAUAGGAACCAUAUUGUCCCAGGUCUCCAAUGAAGUGUUCUUAGCCACAGUCUGUAUGUGUUCAGAUGAUCGUUCAUUAUCAUUAGAUUAGGAGUGUUUCCCAAAUGGACCCUUUUCCUUUUAGUGCACUACUUUUGACAAGGGCCCAAAAGGCUCUGAUCAAAAGUAGUGCACUAUAUAGGGAAUAGAGUGUCAUUUGGGACAUAACUUAGAUUUUAACCUGGCACACACAUUUACAUACUUGAUGUUUGUGUACUUUGUUUAUCUCUGCUAUAUGCAUAUUUUAUUAUGUGUGUAUACCAUGUGUAUGUAACAUAAAUGCACAAACAGGUUUAUUUAUUUGUUUGAAGUGCUGAUUUUAUUAUUCUUAAGAGUUGCUGGUAAUGAAAGCUUUUGGUUUGUGAGUAGAUAGAUUGUUCAGCUUGUUAGUGACGAAGCAUUUGAUGUAAUCUGCUCUCGCUUGGGCAAUGAUGACUAUGUAGCAGAGUGAAUGUGUGAGUGUGUGUUCAUUCCUCAAGGCUAUGUGCAAGGUUUUCAGCGGAUGGGUACAUUUUAAUCAUCAUGGCAUGUCUAAACCCCUCUCAAAACCCCAAGGGACUCAUUUCCCAGACACAGAUCAAGCCUGGUCCUGGACUAAAAAGCAUGAUAUAAUUGGAGUCUCCAUUGAAACAAAGCUUUUUAGUCCAGGACCAGGCUUGAUCUGUGUCUGGGAAACGGGGCCCAAGGAAUAGCCAAACAUCCUGUCCACCACCUUAGCAUCGCACCCCUUCCCCUCUACUCAUCAAUAUAACAUUGUUCUCCAUUCUUUUUAAAAAUCCUAGUGAGAGAUUUAUUUUUGGUUCAAUAUUUACUUUUCCAUGAAGACUUGAAAAUCUAGUCUCAUUGGUUCAGUUUAGUACCUCACACCUGUUUAGUGUAGUGCCAAAACUGCAGUGAUUAUUUUUAGAUGUACUGUUUUCUGAAGAAAAUAAAGAAAUUCAUGGGUUGUUUGUAACAAA